AGAAAGAGAAAACAAAAGUGCAUGUGUUUUUGAAGAUUUCAGUUUUCACACACAUAUUUGAGUGCAUUUCACUGUGUGUUUUGAAGCUUCAUCAGAAGAAGGUACGUGAAGAACUUUUGGCGAAGAUUAAACUAAAUGUGUUAACAAAUGUGUAGAAUUUGGAAAUCAUCAUGGAAUCAAGAGAAGUGAUAAUGCCAGCAGCAGUUGAGACAAAAGCACCCGAGGCUCCAUCAAGCCAUCAAUUGGUCCUGGCCACUAACAGCCCCACACAAACUGCAAACCCUACCCAGGUGAUGGGACCGCAAGGGUUUUCUACGGAGACUAGCGGCGGCUUCCCCUCUUCGUUGGCAAAGAAAAAGAGGGGUAGGCCCAGGAAGUAUGGCCCAGAUGGGACGGCUGUCACUGGCCGCACAUUGUCGCCAAUGCCGUUGUCCGCCUCUUCACCCACCUCCGGCGGCUAUUCAGACUCUAAGCUUGGUGAGUUUCGGGCUGAGAAGAAAAAAAGGAAAAUGAACUCUGCAGCAGAGAAAUCAAACAUGUUUCUAGGGGACCAAAUUACUUCUGGUGGAAGUUUUACCCCUCACAUGGUCACUGUUAAUCCUGGAGAGGACGUAACGUCUAAAAUCAUAUCGUUUUCAAAAUAUGGGCCCCGAGCAAUAUGCGUCCUAUCCGCACUUGGUAUUAUUUCACAUGUGACUUUGCGCCAGGGUAAUUCAUCUGGAGGCACUGUGACGUAUGAGGGAAGGUUUGAAAUUCUUUCGUUGUCUGGAUCUUUCACACCUGGUGAGGUUGGAGGAAUAUCAUCAAGAGAAGGCGGCAUGAGCAUAGCGUUAUCUAGCCCUGAUGGCCGUGUGGUUGGUGGUCUGCUUGCGGGACUUCUCACUGCAGCUGGCCCUGUUCAGGUUGUUGUGGCCAGUUUUCUCCCUGAUGCAGGAAAUUCAGUAGGGCCAAAACCAAGAAAACCAAAAAACACCGUUAAACUCUUGACGCCUGUGGCAGACCCUACUGCACAUAUGUCUACAAAUACGGAGGAACAGAACUUCAACGAACAAAGCCAAGAAAGUCCUACGAAUUCUACUCCUACCCCUACCGAUGCCCCUCACUUCCAGCAUGAGAACCGGAGCCCAAUGCCAGGUGUGCACGACUGGAGGAGGGCCGCCACAGAUAUGAAUGUGUCCUUGAGGGAAGAUUGAGUCUUUUUGGUUGUUAGUAGUAGUCUGUUGUAGGAUGCUUUUAUAAAUACUUGGGGAGAUAUAUGUCAACUUAAUUAGGUGACUUUGUAUGUCUUUGGUUUAGAGAUUAUCAAACUUUUCGUGAAAAUUUUAUUGCAUGUUUUUUUUUUUGGCCAAUUUAGUUAAAA
Molecule: messenger RNA, 1360 nt
Organism: Helianthus annuus (common sunflower)
Lineage: Eukaryota; Viridiplantae; Streptophyta; Magnoliopsida; Asterales; Asteraceae
Product: AT-hook motif nuclear-localized protein 1
Exons: 7
Coding region: 171-1193 (340 amino acids)
Molecular function (GO): minor groove of adenine-thymine-rich DNA binding
Source: RefSeq, a predicted model, not a curated record